This is a messenger RNA of Meira miltonrushii, 1040 nucleotides long. RefSeq lists its product as uncharacterized. NCBI's taxonomy places the organism in Eukaryota, Fungi, Basidiomycota, Exobasidiomycetes, Exobasidiales, Brachybasidiaceae. The record is from RefSeq and is a predicted model, not a curated record. The coding region runs from base 168 to 851 and encodes 227 amino acids. The transcript is spliced from 2 exons.
UCACUGUCAGCCCUAUCUGACAAUAUUAAGAUUCCGAUUGUGUACGCAAAUGGGGCUUCCAAUGUACAUGGUGGCUCAGUGUGCCUGAUUUGUGUUUGGUUCCUGAGAUGUAGCAUGAUACCGUUUACCAAGUAGCUUCUUCAUCUUGAGAAUUUCAGUUUGGAUCGAUGGCUAUGAAAGCAGGGAUUUCGGUCCUCCUACUUUAUAUCAUCCAGUGUACUGGAGCGAUGUCGCAUAGUUCUGCGUCUAGUGACCCACUAUCGGAUUCCGAUAUAGGUCUCAGAAAAAUGAUGGGUGGUGCUACACCACUUGGCAAUCAGAAAAAAGAAGAUUUUUCAUCUCGUGGCAAUGAUUCAGCAUCACAAAAUAUAGACGAGAUCCAACGGCGACGGCAGAGGAAUGUUGGCUAUGCAAGAAAGUACAGGAUGUUACAUCCACAAAAGGCAAGAGACGCUGUACGUAGGUAUAAAGAGAACGUGAAGAAGGAUCCAAUCAGAAGAGAACGAAGGCGAUUGCAAAUGCAAAAAUAUAACGCAGAUUUUAAGCAAAGACAAAAAGUAAUCAAAGCUCUUGAACAAGCUAAACUAAAUACAGGUGAAACCAGAAGAGAAGAUGUACCGCAGGGCAAGAGAAAAGCGAAAAACCCUGAAGGUGAAAGUUCUGCCAAACGUCCUAGGAUUCUACACUAUGGUCGGCCGCCAAUGUCCAGUGCUUUUAUUCGAUCUGAAGCAGAAAGGUCAGCAAUGCAAGCUGCCCGAAAUGAUGAAGCAAGCUCACAAGAGCCACGUCGCAUUUUACGAAUCAAGUUGCCCAAACAGGACGCAAAGCCCUCGUCGUCCAAGAAAGAAUGAAUUCAAUAAGUUGUGUAAGCCCGGUUUAACAUGCAAGUUGAAUACAAGCCCAUGGAGUUUGUCAUCGGUUGGCAAAAGUGGCGCUUACACAAAUAAACAAACAAUAAAGUUUAUCCUUCAAUCAGAGGAUGUGGCUUAUUAGUCUUCCUGCCAUGCGGUCUGGUCGUUUAAUGGCCAGGCUAAUUGUGU